AUGCCGCGCACGCGCCGAACCGUAGUAAAAAAGGAGUGCAGCUCGGAAGCGGAAGAGAUAGAAGCCAGCGAUGGAAGCCUAGAGGAACCAACGCCUGUGCAGCACAAGCGGUCGCAGAGCGAUAGCGAAACGAAAGCGGCGCUUUUGCCACUGAAACGGCGCACGAUGGGCAAAUGCAGUGCAACGGCCCACGACGCAGAGCACGCCGCUCCACUCCUCUCUGCGGAUGUACAAAACUCGUCGGACGAGGAUGAAGACGCACUUUUGCAGACCCAGCAACGCAAACGCGCGGCGACAUCGCGACUGCCUUUGCGCCGCCGUCGCUCAACCAAUGCAUCGUACGCAAUAUCCGAGACGACAGAGAGCGAAGGAUCCACGUACCAAGACAGCGCUGCCUCGAGCUCGGAACAUGAAGAAACCACACUCCCGACCAGCGCCAACGUGAGCGAUGGAGAAAUUAAAGAUGUGGUGUCGUACGAGCGCGAGAGCGACGAGAGCGACGUGCCACUCGCCCUUACGACCGCCAAGCAGCCCCCAUCUUCAAGAAAGCCACGCAAAAAGCCACGCAAGGAGCAAGGGCCCAAGAUCUCUUUAUUCCAGCGCCGCGUACAGCAGCUUGAGCAUGUCCACCCCGAGCUUGCCACCGUCUGGACCGCACUAAGACGCCCAACUCCCCAAGGCCCGAAACCAGUGGCCGCACAGCCCCAGCGAAUUUCAGUAAAGCUACUUCCCUUUCAGCGCGAGGGUCUCUACUGGCUCCAAGCGCAAGAAGAGAGCCCAUGGCGCGGCGGGAUCCUUGCGGACGAAAUGGGCAUGGGCAAGACAAUCCAGAUGGUGAGUCUCAUUGCGUCCGACGCAAAGCGCCCCAAUCUAGUCGUAGCACCCACCGUCGCGAUCCUGCAAUGGCGGAACGAAAUACAAUCGUAUGCACAAGGCCUCGAGGUUCUUGUAUGGCACGGCGCACAGCGCACCCAGGACAAGGCGACACUCGAGAAUGCGGACGUAGUGCUAACAAGCUACUCGGUCCUUGAGAAUGCAUUCCGCAAGCAGCACAUUGGAUUCCAGCGGCGGGGCAAGCGCGUGCGAGAGACGAGUCUUUUGCAUGCAAUGCACUGGCGCCGCGUCGUUUUGGACGAGGCACAUCACAUCAAAGAGCGCACUACAAACACGGCCAAGAGCGCAUUUGCGCUUUUGGCCGACUUUCGGUGGUGUCUGAGCGGGACGCCGCUGCAAAACCGUGUGGGAGAGCUGUACUCCAUGGUCCGCUUCCUCGGCGGCGACCCGUUCUCCUACUAUUUUUGCCGCGAGUGUCCGUGCAAGUCCGAGCGAUGGGCUUUUUCGGACCGCCGCUCCUGCGACAAGUGCGGACACAGGCCGAUGAAGCACAUCAACUUUUGGAACUUUUUCAUCCUCCGCCCCAUCCAGCGCGACGGCGCGGAGGCAGGCGAGGGUGCAGAAGCGUUUUCGCACAUGCGUUUGCUGCUAUCUUGCAUCAUGCUGCGCCGCACCAAGGUCGAGCGCGCGGACGACUUGGGACUUCCGCCGCGCACUGUCCAAGUGCGUGCAGAUCUGUUCACAGAAGACGAAGAGGAGCUCUACGCCAGCUUGUACAAAGCGACCACGCGCAAGUUUACCACCUUCCUUGACCAGGGCACUGUGCUGAACAAUUACAGCAAUAUCUUCUCCCUACUUACGCGGCUGCGCCAAAUGGCGAACCACCCCGACUUGGUGCUGCGCUCGGCGACCUUGGGGCAUGCGAAUCUCGAAGAGAUCAACGUUUGCCGCCUGUGUACAGAAGAAGCCGAGGACGCAAUUAUGUCGCGCUGCCGCCACGUCUUUUGUCGCGCGUGUAUACGGCAGUAUAUCGAGAGCUUUGAAGGCGAUGCAGACCAAUUUAGGCGCGAAGGCAUCGUGCCAGAUUGUCCAUACUGCCACGCCACGCUCUCGAUCGAUCUCGAGAGCCCUGCACUGGAGCCGCCGCAGCCCCGGGUACAGGACUCGCAGCGCCAAGGUAUCCUCUCGCGCCUGGACCUGUCCACAUGGCGUUCGAGCACCAAGAUCGAGGCGCUCGUCGAGGAGCUCACCAAGCUGCGCGCACUGCCCGACCGCUCGAUCAAAAGUCUUGUGUUUAGCCAGUUUGUCAACUUUCUCGACUUGAUUGCGUUUCGCUUGCAGCGCGCCGGUUUCCGCAUCUGUCGUCUGGAGGGAAAUAUGACACCGGAAGCGCGCGAUCGCACCAUACGCUACUUUAUGGACAAUCCCGGCGUGACCGUCUUUUUGGUCAGCUUAAAGGCCGGCGGUGUCGCGCUGAAUCUGACCGAAGCUUCGCGUGUCUAUCUCAUGGACCCAUGGUGGAAUCCUGCUGUGGAACUGCAAGCAAUGGACCGUAUCCACCGCCUUGGCCAGCACCGCCCCAUUGUUGUCAAACGCAUGAUUAUCGAGAACAGCAUCGAGAAGCGAAUUAUUGAGCUGCAAAACAAGAAGAGCGCAAUGAUCGAGGCGGCGAUUGGAAAUGACGACGCUGCUAUGGGACGCUUAUCCGUCGAUGAUCUCCGUUUCUUAUUCACGCUGUAG
Molecule: messenger RNA, 2574 nt
Organism: Malassezia vespertilionis
Lineage: Eukaryota; Fungi; Basidiomycota; Malasseziomycetes; Malasseziales; Malasseziaceae
Gene: RAD16
Product: DNA repair protein rad16
Exons: 1
Coding region: 1-2574 (857 amino acids)
Molecular function (GO): ATP-dependent chromatin remodeler activity; metal ion binding; ATP binding
Source: RefSeq, a predicted model, not a curated record